AUGAGCGGAUACAACUACGGUGACAGAGGUUACCCGGAUAGGCGAUACGAAGGACCACGUGGGGGAAGAGGAGGCUACCGUGGAGGUAGAGACCACUACAGAGGUUCUGGCUAUAGAGGCCGUGGAAGAGGAGCUCCAAGAGGAAGAGAAUACAGAAGAGAUUAUGGAGACCCAAGGGACCCCAGGGAUAGAGAGCCACGUUACAGAGAUCCUAGGGACCGUGAUCCCAGAGACAGCUACCCCAGAGACAGCUACCCUAGAGACAGCUACCCUAGAGACAGCUACCCCAGAGAGAGAGAUCCAAGGGAACUAGAUCCAAGAGACAGAGAUCCCCGGGAUAGAGACCCCAGGGAAAGGGAUCCAAGGGAUAGAGAUCCAAGAGAGUACAGAGAAGAAGAUAGGAGGGACGACUACAGAGAACGUGAGCCCUCAUAUAGCAGGGACAGACCGCUGCCUCGAGAUAGCAGGGAUGGGCACUACUCAGACUACAGAGACAGAGAUAGAAGAGAGUUCACCAAGGAGCCAAGCCGCAGCAAGUCUGUGGGUACGCCCAAACAUGAUACAUCGUCGCCUCGGCACAUUCCAAGCUCGGGUACUUCCCCUAGAGCAUCCAGAGAUCAAGGUAGCUCUGCUUCCACAUACACAGACCCAUGGAUCUCCAUACUACAUAUCAGGGAUGGCAAAGUGGCCCUGCGCCUAGAAGCACGUCACCAAGAGCUUGUCAAUGUAAAUAGGUCCCUUGGGCUGUUACAAGCGCAGGUGCACAAGCUCAAAGCCCACAUGGACCUUCUAGAUGUUUAUGCCAAGAGGGACGCCUUGAAUGUGGAAAUGACAUCCGAGAAGCUCGAUGAGUUUACCUUUUUGUGA
This is a messenger RNA of Candidozyma duobushaemuli, 867 nucleotides long. RefSeq lists its product as uncharacterized. Lineage: Eukaryota; Fungi; Ascomycota; Pichiomycetes; Serinales; Metschnikowiaceae. The transcript has a single exon. The coding region runs from base 1 to 867 and encodes 288 amino acids. The record is from RefSeq and is a predicted model, not a curated record.